UCACAGCUCACAUUAAACACGCGCCUUCAUUUCAUUUCAGUAUUCUUUUUAAUUUAAAAGUUAAUUAAUUUUUAGUGCUUUUAUAUUUUCCUUCUCAACUUUCUCGCCAGCCAAACAGCAGCCUAACCGGGUGAAAAGACGAAGAGGCAUAGAAACCAAUAUUUUUCAACACAAACACAUAUUUAUUUACAAAAAGCCAUGAAAAACUCUCAGAACAAUCCAGAAACCUUCCACACCACCUGGGCGAUGACGAAGCUAAUGGUGUUCUUUCUCUUAAUCUUCCUCACCUACAUCUCUUACUCCAUCAAAUUCGUCACACAUUCCAGUAAUUGUAAGGAAAGAAAAACUCUGAUUUUCACUCAGCAUCCCCAAUCGAUUGCCAUUUUCAAUUCUGACCCACCGCCUCCCAUUGAGCCACUCAAAACCAAUAUUUCACAUAUCAUUUUCGGCAUUGCGGCUUCGGCCAAGCUCUGGAACCAGAGAAAGAAUUACAUCAAGCUGUGGUGGAAGCCAGAUCGAAUGCGGGGAGUAGUUUGGCUAGACAAGGCCGUCAAGACCAGGUCCGAAGACGAACUGAGUUUGCCCCCUUUGAAGAUCUCGAGCAACACCACCAAGUUCAAAUACAAGAACCCCAAAGGCCACCGCUCCGCGAUUCGGAUCUCGAGAAUAAUCUCCGAGACCUUGCGGCUUGGGGAAACGGAAGGAGUGAGGUGGUUCGUGAUGGGGGACGAUGACACUGUAUUCGUGGCUGAUAAUUUGGUUAGGGUUUUGCAGAAGUACGAUCACGAACAAUUUUAUUAUAUUGGGAGCUCAUCAGAGAGCCAUUUACAGAAUAUUCACUUCUCUUAUAACAUGGCUUACGGCGGUGGUGGAUUCGCCAUUAGCUAUCCAUUAGCAAAGGAGCUGGCGAAAAUGCAAGACAGGUGUAUUCAGAGGUACCCUGGUUUGUACGGCUCAGAUGAUCGGAUGCAAGCUUGUAUGGCCGAACUCGGCGUCCCUCUCACCAAGGAACCAGGAUUUCACCAGUUUGAUGUGUACGGCAGUUUAUUUGGGCUUCUUACGGCCCAUCCAAUCGCUCCUCUAGUCUCAUUACACCACCUAGACGUAGUCCAGCCCAUAUUCCCAAACACAAAUCGGGUAAAAGCCUUGGAAAGGCUGAAAGGCCCAAUGGAGCUGGACUCAGCUGGGCUAAUGCAACAGUCCAUUUGCUACGACAAGAGGCGGAGCUGGACCGUAUCAGUGUCUUGGGGUUACGCGGUUCAAAUAUUUCGAGGGAUUUUUUCGGUGCGUGACAUGGAAAUGCCAGCUAGGACGUUCCUUAAUUGGUACCAAAGAGCUGACUACACUGGCUACGCCUUCAACACCCGCCCUUUCAGCAGGAACACUUGUCAAAAACCCUUUCCCUAUUACUUGGCCAACUCUACUUUCCACCCGGAAUCGAACCGCACCACUACCGUCUAUGUUCUCAAUCGGGCAUCCAACAUGACCUGCCCAUGGAAAAUGCCUGAUCCUUCUCGGAUCCACACCAUCGAGGUUCGCAAAAGACCCGACCCAGAUAUGUGGAAUAAGGCUCCAAGGAGGAAUUGUUGCAGAAUAUUGCCAUCAAAGAAGACAGGCAGUAUGAUAAUUGAUGUUGGAGUUUGCAAUGAAGAUGAAGUUGUGGAAUUACGGUGAAAGAUAUUUAAAUGUAGAAGUAGAGAGCAUGCUUCUAUUUUUCUUUUUUAAAUUAUUUUUUUUUCUCUCUUCAGAGUUUUUCUUUCUUUUAUAUAUAUCUAGUGUACCACACGUCCUAAGAUUUGAUUACACAACCAUAGAUUCGAAAAAAAUCUUUUUACCAAA
Molecule: messenger RNA, 1839 nt
Organism: Cannabis sativa
Lineage: Eukaryota; Viridiplantae; Streptophyta; Magnoliopsida; Rosales; Cannabaceae
Exons: 3
Coding region: 199-1674 (491 amino acids)
Molecular function (GO): acetylglucosaminyltransferase activity
Source: RefSeq, a predicted model, not a curated record